AUGUCCGUCACAAUCCCUGCAGCCAAAGAAAAAAUGCCAAGAGUGGUUCUGGGUGUGAUUUUUAGCACUUCACACUAUCAACCAUACUACAUCUCUUCUUUAGGGUUGAGUCCCCAGCAGGAUUUAUUUCUGCGUCAAGGAAGAUUACAGCUAAUAGGAUUUGCUUCUUGGAGGCUGUUGGCAUGUUUGGUGCAAACCCUGCACAGUGCUUUCUUAAAGGAGAAUAUGGACCCUAUUUGUCAUCUUUUUCUUCUUCUUCUGGCCUUCCACAAGAUAAAUCCCUCUAUUUCGUCUUGUGUCACAGGAUGCUCUUGUUCUCAAGACAGCUUUGGAAGGAGUUUGCUCUGCAUGUCUACACUGCUGAGGCAGAUCCCUGCAAACAUCCCUCAGGACAUCCGGAAAAUUAGAAUAGAAAAUUCUCACCUAACAGAAUUGCCUCGUGGGUCUUUUGAGAACGUUAGUGCCUUGGAGUAUCUCUGGCUCAAUUUUAACAACAUCACAGUGAUGCACAUCAAGAGCCUGGAAUAUCUGCUGGCUUUGAAGGAGCUGCGCUUGCAAGGGAACAAAUUAAGUUCAGUGCCAUGGACAGCAUUUCAAGACACUCCGGCUUUGAAAAUCCUGGAUCUGAAGCACAACCGGCUGGAUGUCCUUCCAGAACACGCGCUCCGCUAUCUGCCCAACCUGACCUAUUUAGAUCUAUCCUCAAAUCAGCUUACCGUCAUAUCCAGGGAUGUCUUCUACAGUUGGCCUGUCUACCAGAGAAGCCAGAGGGCGGAGGGGCAGAUAGAAGCUAUUUCCAAUGCCGUCCUGGCCCUUCAUGACAACCCCUGGAUUUGUGACUGUCGCCUGCGGGGAUUUGUCCAGUUUAUCAAGUCGGUUGGCCCACCUAUUAUUCUGAUGAAUUCCUAUUUAACUUGCUCAAGCCCGAAAUUCAGGGCAAGGAAGUUUUUUCAUGAAGUGGAGCUCAACAGCUGCAUGAAGCCCCUGACCUCGGCCCUUGACACCAACCUGACAGUGCCAGUGGGGCUGAAUGUCACCCUGACCUGCUUUGUGCAAGCCAGCCCUUCCCCAGCUGUCUGGUGGACCUAUGCGCUUAAACUUUUAAGGGCAUUUAAUGUGUCCACCGAGCCCAUCAGCGAGGAGACCGUCCGCUCAGAGCUGCUGAUCCCUGUGGCACGGCCAGUGGAAACUGGCACCUACACCUGCACAGCCGCUAACUUCUUGGGCACCAUCACCCUCCAUGUGAGAGCCCCAUGGGCAUCCACUGCCUCCCCGGGCUGGGCCCCCAUUGCCCCUGCUGAGCUGGGCACCCAUGUAGAAGUGCGCAUCGCCAAGCAGACCGUCUACGGCAUCACCUUGGAAUGGUUUGUGGUGGCGGCAGCAGCAGCAGCGGAGCCAGGGGAGACCUGGUACACUCUCUUGGUGGGCCGCUAUGAUGCUGCCCAGAAGGACACAAUCUAUAUCGGGCCUGGCAUCAACACCUACUCGGUGACUGACCUACUGCCCGCCACCAAGUACGAGGUCUGUGUGGCCGUGCGCAACCAGGCGCCUCGCAAGGGCCAGUGCGUCGUCUUCGUCACGGGCAGCGAUGUCAGCCAGCUGGAGCAGCGUGAGAAGCUCAUCCACAUUGUGGUUAUCGUCUGCGCCAUGGUGUUGGCCGUGCCUGCUGGCAUGUAUGCCUGCACUGCUGAAGCCCGCCCUGGCUGCCUGGCCCGCUGCCGCCCCGAGGGUGGCCGUGGUGCCCGGCGGGCCCCAGCCCAUGAAGAGCCUGGCAAGACCCGGCCACCUCACAGGAACAGCGCUGACCUGUACUAG
Messenger RNA from Leptosomus discolor (cuckoo roller), 1815 nucleotides. Lineage: Eukaryota; Metazoa; Chordata; Aves; Leptosomiformes; Leptosomidae. The record is from RefSeq and is a predicted model, not a curated record.